AUGGAGAAUAACUCUGACAUCGUGUUCGUGCUUCAUGGUCUGAACGACUCUCUGACCAACCGGCAGCUGUACUUCGCCUUGGCGCUGACGUCAUAUCUGUUCACCAUCUUCGUGAACUUGACGCUCAUCACCACCGUGUGCGCGGAGAAGACGCUGCACGAGCCCAUCCACAUCUUUGUUUGUAAUCUGUGCGUGAACGGAAUCUGCGGCGCGUCCAGCUUCUACCCGAAGCUGCUGCACGACCUGCUGGCCGACUCCCACAUCAUCACGUACGCCGGCUGCAUGAUGCAGAUGUUCGUCCUGUACAGUUACAUCUUCUGUGAGUUCACCAGUCUCACCGUGAUGGCGUACGACCGCUACCUGGCCAUCUGCAAGCCGCUGCAGUAUCGUGCGCUGAUGACGGCGCAGAAGGUGGCGCAGCUGCUGCUGCUCAGCUGGUGCUUCCCGCUGCUGGAGACCUCGGUGGGCACCGUGCUGACCGCCAGGCUGUCGCUCUGCGGCCGCCACAUCCGCAAGAUCUUCUGCACCAACUGGGACGUGGUGAAGCUGUCGUGCCACGCCGACACCACCGUCAACAACGUCUACGGCUUUGCACUCCUGAUCUCGCACUUGUCUCAGACCGGACUCAUCCUUGUCUCCUACGUGCACCUGAUCCGCGCGUCGCUGCGGUCGCGAUCUGUCCGCAGGAAGCUCGUGCAGACGUGUCUGCCGCACCUCAUCACGCUGCUCGUCUUCACGCUUUCGCUGGUGUUCGACGUCAUGUACUCGCGCUACGGCAGCGGCGCUGCGCUGCAGGCGCUGCGUAACAUGCUGGCGGCGGAGCUCCUGGUGGUGCCGCCCCUCAUCAACCCCAUCAUCUAUGGCAUCAACCUGCACCAGAUCCGAACCCGGAUCCUUCAAAACCUCGGCCUCAGAGCCGAGGUCCUGACCCCGCACACGUGA
Molecule: messenger RNA, 942 nt
Organism: Scophthalmus maximus (turbot)
Lineage: Eukaryota; Metazoa; Chordata; Actinopteri; Pleuronectiformes; Scophthalmidae
Product: putative gustatory receptor clone PTE03
Exons: 1
Coding region: 1-942 (313 amino acids)
Biological process (GO): G protein-coupled receptor signaling pathway
Cellular component (GO): membrane
Molecular function (GO): olfactory receptor activity; G protein-coupled receptor activity
Source: RefSeq, a predicted model, not a curated record